GCGCUACUGAGCAGACUCAAUCUAGUUAGCCAUGGCGGCGACAGGAGGAGGGAAAAUCAGAUCAAGAAGAUAUCACAUCGCUUCAAAACCGUAUGCCAAAGGCAAACAGCAGCCUGGCCUGAUCACUCGAGUGACAGACACAGUGAAGAGCAUAGUCCCCUCCUGGCUGCAGAAAUACUUCAAAAAUGGAGAAGUUGCAGAGGGUGAUGGCGCUGCAGUCGGGAUUGAGCAGAACAAUGUGGCUCCUCCACCCAAUGGCAACGAUGAAGCCGUCCCACUCCCUGAUGGACGAGACUCUCCAGAGCCUAACACAGAACCAUCAACAAGCAAAGCAUCGCUGAACUUCCAUGAGGCUCUUUCGAGACCGCCGCUCAAUCGGACCCACCUGCACUUCCCUUCCCUGGACGGCUCUCCGGCAUUAGGUGGAGCAAGCGCUCUCUUCUCCCAGCCCUCCACAUCUACAGCACCCUAUUCAGGGAGCCCUUUCGCUGUAACCUCCAACUUCUCCCUGGUAAAAGAGAUAAAGGACUCCAGCUCUCAGCAUGAGGAUGACAACAUCUCGACUACCAGCGGGUUUUCAUCACGUGCAUCUGAUAAAGAUGUGCCCACGUCAAAGACUGUGCCGCUCCUCUGGUCCCCAGAGUCUGAACGCACCCACUCUGGAUCGCAGCCAGCCCAUUCUGGGCUCAAGAGACCAGCCUUCAACCUGUCAGUCUUCGGCACUUCCUCAUCAUCAGUGUUGAACAGUUCAGUGCUGAACUCCAGUCAGUUAGGGGAUUCACCCUUCUACCCAGGGAAGACCACAUAUGGAGGGGCUGCUGCGAUGAGAACGGCUCGCUCUCGCCCGGCUACUCCUUACCAGCCUCCCGUUAGGAGGCAGAUAAAGGCAAAGCCGGCUGGAGCUCAACCCUGUGGAGUGACCAGCGCCACGGCGAGACGCAUCUUACAGUCUUUGGAGCGCAUGUCCAGUCCUCUUGCUGAUGCAAAAAGAAUUCCAUCUUCAGUUUCAUCACCUCUUUCAGCUUCCUUGAACCACACAGACCUUGACAUUUCAAAUUACCAGGCAAAAAGGAAAAGGCUGGAGCCAUCGGCCCCUCCUGUGCAGAAGCUGGUUGUUCCUGCAGCUGCUGCAGUGUCUGGUAACCGCUCGAUGUCCUUCAGACCAUCACUCACCCCAGGUGGAGGGAACAGAGGGCUGGACAAAAACAACAGGGACACUCCGGUAAGACAAUCUCCUCCAAUUUCAGAUCCCUCCCAGACUCCAUCUACCAGCAGUGUGUCCUACCCGCUGUCCAGCACCCCAGCACCCAGCAGCGCUGCUUCAGGAGGGGGGAAAAUGAAGAGGGAACGAGCAAUUAGACCUUCAUCCAAACGGCCUGACGAUGAGCUUGCUGUGGACCCAGACCUGCCGCCUGCCUCUCUUCCCAGCAAUUUCACUUUGCCCACAUUUAAUUUCUCCUCUCCUCCCCCUACCUCCUCGCUCACCACCGGCACAACACCACUUGCAACCGUCUCUGAGGAACCGCUUGCAAAUAAGGAGGCAGUGAUGCCAUCCACACCACCAUCUGUCCCAUUCACGUUCUCUUCACCUAUUGUAAAGGCAACAGCAGCCAGUCCUCCAACCUUCUCUCCAUCAGCUGGAUUCACUUUCAGUGCUCCUACUUUGAAAACAGGCCCUUCUUACUCCAAUGGGAAAAUUGUUCCAACAGUAUUACCAGUCAAAUCACUGGCCAGUGAGGAAAAAGAGUUUGAAGGACCCUUCAAACCUGCAAAGGUCUUAAAACAGGGCAGUGUAUUGGAUAUACUUAAGGGACCUGGAUUUGCUUCCCCCUCUCAGAACUCUGCUGAUAAACCUUCACAGUCUGCGUUGUUAUCAUCUGCUACCUUUUCUGGUUUUGGUGACAAGUUCAGGCCACCUGCAGGUUCAUGGAGCUGUGACACUUGCCUAUUGCAAAACAAAUCCUUGGACAAAAAGUGCGUUGCUUGUUUCGCACCACAACCCAACACAGACACUGCCUCUAAAUCGGACAGUAAACCCGCAGAAGCUCCUGCAAGCAUUAGUUCUCUCUUUGCUCCUCCAGCUGGUAGCUGGGAAUGUGACACAUGUUUGGUUAGUAACAAACCGGAAGUAAUUAAAUGUGUAGCUUGUGACACGGCCAAACCCGGGACUGGAGUGAAAUCCAGACUGACUCUACCGGUUCCUUCAGAGACCUCAUCCACUCUCUCUACAACCACAACGACUGCCACUUCAUCUACAGCGACUGGACUGUUAGGAUUUGGGGACAAAUUUAAGAAGCCAGAGGGGGCUUGGGAUUGUGACGUGUGCAUGGUUCGGAACAAGGCACAGGAUGUCAAAUGCGUAUCCUGUAUGAGCUCUAAACCAGGAGCUGUAGCCGGUGUGGUCUCAACUCCAGUCUCUGCACCUGCAACCUCUGCUGCGUCUGCGUUAGGAUUCGGGGAUAAGUUCAAGAAACCUGAGGGGAGCUGGGACUGCGAGGUGUGCUGUGUUCAGAAUAAGGCAGCGGACCAGCAGUGUGUGGCCUGCCAGUCAGCAAAACCCGGAGCUAAAAUAGAGUCCAAAGGUUUUAGUUCAUCUUUUGGCGUUCAGUCCAACAGUACAGACUCAAGUUCAUCUGGUUUUAAGUUUGGUACCGGCUCUACGGACUCGACCUCUGCUGGAUUAAAGUUUGGAGGCUCUUUCGCAGAUUCUUCCACCGGGGUAGGAUUUAAAUUUGGAAUCGGGACUUCUGACUUGACCUCAAAAUCAGAGGGCUUCAAAUUUGGAGGCUCGUUCUCGGAUGCUGGUUCUGGUGGGGUCAAACUUGACUGUGCCUCGGCAGAAUCCGCAGUGACGAAAGAGAAUUCAACAACGGCCAUUGCUUUAAGUGGAUCCAUGGAUGGUGACGCAAUCGAAAAAACCCCUAAAUCUCAGGAUUCUAGUACGGGAUUUAAAUUUGGUGGCGGAAGUGGAAUCACUUUCAGCUCUCAAGCUCCUGGCUCGCAAAACUCUGCAUUUUUAUUUGGAGCUAAACCUAGUGAGAAGGAAAGCUCAAAUUCAUCAUUUAGUUUCUCUGUGCCCCAGUCCAAGGCUGAGAAAGAUGCUCCUGCUUUCUCAGAAACCGCUUCAACAACCACAACAUCAUCGACGACAACUGCAGAGAGCACCAUCCCUGUUUUUGGCAAGUCUUUAGUUGCUGAAUCUUCUGCCUCAAAGUUUGUGGAACAAGCAACGCAAGAGCCAACACUGGUGACACCUAACUUCACCUUUGGAAAACCAGAAGAGAAAAAGGACAUCUCUGCACCCUCAAAUGCGUUCUUGUUCGGUGCUUCCAAGGAAGCGGAGAAACCAAAGGCAAACUUGGGCUUCUCUUUCAGCGAGCCAGAUGCUCCAAAAGAUUUCCUCAAGCCUACGCUCACGUUUGGGAAAACUGCUGAGUCAACAGAACCCCCAAAGCCAUCGUUUGGUUUUGGACAGAGUAUAAAAGAAACAUCUGCUCCAACGCCCAAUUUUGGCUUCAUGGCCAACUCCUCGAGCACCCCAGCUUCAUCCAGCUCCACCCCCAGCCUUUUCAUCACUCCCACUACCUCUUCCCUGGCUCCCACCCCUGUUCCCUCAAGCACCUUUGUAUUUGGCCAGAGUUCCUCCUCUGAACUUACCGUGGCAAAGACUUUCGUGUUCGGACAGCAGGACAGCCAGACACCGGCACCUGCGGCUCCUUCUGCUGCACCUGCACCAGCACAACCUUUCCAAUUUGGCUCGGGCUCAAACUCAUCUGGCCCUUCUUUCAAUUUUGGUGCUGUUGCGUCCUCCACCCCAGCCUCUGCCGCUCCGACUCCGUCUGCCAACCCUUCCCCGUUUGUCUUUAGUUCUGCCGCUCCUUCAUCUGGCUUUGGCACUGGCCAGGCACCAAUCUUCGGACAAAACGCAUCUCAGCCCAGUGCUCUUUCGUUCGGGUCAUCGGCACCUUCAUUCUCAGCCAACGCUUCCCCAGCUUCUGCAUUCGGAGCCAAGUCCAAUACUGCCCCUGUAUUCGGUCAGCAAGCCAAUCCUACACCUACGUUUGGAUCGACUGCUGCCUCCACGGGCCAAGGAGGGUUCCAGUUUGGCAGCACUGGUGGGUUUGGAACAACGGGGAGCAACAGUAAUGUGUUUGGUUUUGGGGGGGCAGCAGCUCCAGCAACUCCUGCUGCCAGUCCAGCAAUGCCGGCGUUAAACCCCCCCGGCGGAGGCUUCAGCUUCGGCCAGACACCUGCUUUUAACAUUGGGUCAGGAAAGAGUCCUUUCACACCAACACCAUCUGGACAGAAUUCAAUUGCUGGACGCAAAAUAAAAAUGGCUGUUCGACGCAGGAAGUAAAUGUUGGAAGGGAUUGCUUGUGGCUUGGGUGUAGACUAUCGGGACAAACACUGAAGUACUUAGUAUUUUGAGCAUGGCACUGUGAUUAUCUCAUAGUGCCAGGGGAUUUCAUUUUUUUUUUUUUUUUUUUUGCUAUGGAGGUCAUUGAAAAACUCAAUGGGGGACACUGGCCCAAACAAAGAACCUAACCAAGACUUAAAGAUGCAAAAUUACACAUAACAAUCAAGAACCUUUUAAACAGGACUGAAAUCUUUGCAGCAUCUGCAUUGUGUGCAGGAUUUGCAUUUUCCUUUUUUUGUGAGUAAAUAAAAGAAAUGAGUUUAAUGAUGCUCUGAAGAAAAGUAUUGGCGGGUUGCUUACGCUUGGGUUGACUUCAUACGGCUGAGACAUCCUGACAAGAAUGGUGUUUCCAUGUACUGAAUGACCCGUGUGUUCCUGGUUCGCAGGUUGUGUGUGCGUGUAUGUGUGGUUUCUUUUGUACGUGCUGAAUUGUUUGAUGUAAAAACGUAGCCUGUGCGCCCGAGUGCCGACUGAUGUGAGAAGCAAAAUGAAUGUUUUAAUAAGGAGUGACGCACUGCUGAGAUUUGCAGGCAAGGAAGAAAAAGGAAAAGUCCUGAAUUCUUCUUCUCUCUAAAUCUGUAGUUCUGAAUCUGUUCAUGUUCAUCUUGUACGCUUUAUUUUCUUAUGUACUCCCUCUUAUUUUGUCUACCCCUCUCAAUUUGAUACCAGCCUCUUUCUUUCUCUCGCAAUUUUUUUUCUGUCCCUCUCAUUCUUUAACUUGUGCUUCUGAAUCAAUUUAAUUGGCCUUUUGAAUAUUAUUAAAAAUUGUAAAUAGUGACUUUUUUUUAAUCUGUGAAGUUUUGUGUGUUUAAACCCGCUUCUUUUUUGUUUUUUUGUUCAGUGCUCUUGUCUUUUAGAAAUUAUUAUGUAAAGCCCUUAAUUUCAAAGUUGCCCAAAUCCAUUUAAAAGUAAACUUAAAUGCAAAUUGGGGAUCCUUUGAAGACUAAAGGAAUAUUGGCUUUUCUGAUCCACUUUUGUUUGGACCAAAACCAGUAUUGUAAAAAGUGUUAAGUAUAUAUUUUUCUAUAUCACUUGUUUAAAUGGACUUAGGGUGACUUUGGAUAAUAAGGACGUCUACUUAAUUUUAAAGCCAUGAUAAUUAUUACUGGCUGAGUGAUAAAUAAAACCAUGGGUAAUUGCCAUCA
Molecule: messenger RNA, 5562 nt
Organism: Pimephales promelas (fathead minnow)
Lineage: Eukaryota; Metazoa; Chordata; Actinopteri; Cypriniformes; Leuciscidae
Gene: nup153
Product: nucleoporin 153
Biological process (GO): RNA export from nucleus; protein import into nucleus
Cellular component (GO): nuclear pore
Molecular function (GO): structural constituent of nuclear pore
Source: RefSeq, a predicted model, not a curated record